GUAGCGGCUCUAUUGCUUUUGUCUGUUACCUGAUCGACGCAGCGGCUAUUUUGGUCUAGAAUUGCAUUUCUCAGAACAUGCUGGAAGAAAACGAUCCGAUAUUAGUUUUAUAAUUACAGAAGUACGAUAAAAUAGUGAAGUGGGCGCGUGUGUUCUGCUCUCCUUAAUUUUACUUAGGCUCCAUUUACGCCUAGGCUCACUGUUUAAUGAUCCUGUGUGGCCUCUGCAUGUGGUUUGUAAUGUGAUCGGCUCGAGAUGUGUGGAAGUGCGGUUCUGGCAGUGCGUCUGGUUCGAUCUUUCGAGCAUCGCAACUUUAAACCGGUGGUUUACAAAGACGUUAGUUUAGAUCAGACGGUGGAGGAGUUUAUUACAUUUGUUAAGCAAGACGUUUCAACAAGAGCUGGAUUGCCUCUGCCCUUUAAGAAGUUUGAUUAUGACACAAUGAAAAUCAUACACCAGGCACAUGGCGCAAAGACGAAUGAGCUUGUAAUGAGUUUAGAGGAUGAUGAAAAGUUGAUUCUUCGUGAUGGCUGCGGGUUAGGAGCAUGUGGCGUUGCCAAUGAGACAGAACUUGCCUUCUUCAGAAUGGCCGACUAUGAAAAGUUCAAAGCCAAUCCAAAGACUGAAUGGUGAUGACGAUCAGGAUGCAACACAAGAGGUCUUGGAGUAUUUAUUCGCCAGAGGCAAGCAAGUGUGAAAAGCUCUUCAAGUGGGAUUGAACCAUCAAUUUUAAUUUCAUUUAUAGCAAUACUUUUUAUAUUUAUUCUUACCGUUCAAAUAGCUUCAGCAUAGUUUGACAAAUUUUGAGGGGAGAUGUUUAUGUUGUCAAGUGCAAUUAUCUUCUUAGGUAAGAAUACUGUACAUUUCAGUGCCGAAAUGUGCAUUUCGAAUGCCAAUUCUUUUUUUAUUUCAUUUACAACAA
Molecule: messenger RNA, 922 nt
Organism: Sinocyclocheilus grahami
Lineage: Eukaryota; Metazoa; Chordata; Actinopteri; Cypriniformes; Cyprinidae
Product: UPF0538 protein C2orf76 homolog
Exons: 5
Coding region: 256-633 (125 amino acids)
Source: RefSeq, a predicted model, not a curated record